This is a messenger RNA of Rhizophagus irregularis DAOM 181602=DAOM 197198, 855 nucleotides long. The record is from RefSeq and is a predicted model, not a curated record. Lineage: Eukaryota; Fungi; Glomeromycota; Glomeromycetes; Glomerales; Glomeraceae.
UACCUCUUUCCGAUUUUCUUUAUUCAUAUUGGUUUCUGUCGUGCAGUGCUUUUCAAAGUAAAAAUCGAAUUAAAAUUUUAACAUAAAACUCAUGUUGUGCACAAAAGAGUUUGUAGUCUAUAUUAGAACGCGAACUGCAUGAAUACAAAAGCCACACGGUUACUGUAAUGUUUGUUCUUUAACUUAAAAAGUGUCGUCUUUAUAUACUGUACAUUUCCCUAUAUGCAUUUAAUAAAAAUUUUAUCAAUAUUAAGACUUGAUAUGUAUGGGUUUAAUAUGGCGGAUAGUUAUUACUAUCAUCACGGGACAAAUGUUUGGCUUUAUAGAUUGUAUUUUCCCUUAAAAAAACAUAUAACCUCAAGUGACUUUCUUAACGUAUUAAUGUCGUUUGGAUGUGCAGGAAAUCUAUACGUUGGACCAUUCAUCAAGUAAGCCAAUUCCGAAAAGAUGUCAUUCUAAAUCUCAGUUGGUGUUGGCUUCACAUCGUAUUCUUCUUUUUCAUCCGAUGGACUUUCAGCGAUAACCCUAUGGAAUUUCGCUACUGGGAUGGCAUGUUCUUGCAAACUUUUCGACUUCUUAAUAUGAUUAUCUCUCGCUGUUUAUUUGUGCCAAUUGAAGAGUUUCAUCAAUACUUAAAUUCUUAUUUUCCUCAGAUUCUCUAAAUAUUUGAAAUGCUUUUUAUUCAAUUUCCAAGACUACAAAUCUAUAGUAAAUAAAACUUUAAAAUUAUCUUUAACACGAGAAAUUAUUAUUUAAUGAAUGGGACCUGUAGCAACACCGCAGACGACUAAUGCUACAAAAGGCUAAAGACUACAGCGAACAACAGUUCAACAUCUAGACGACCAACAGUCCAAU